Molecule: messenger RNA, 3552 nt
Organism: Coprinopsis cinerea okayama7#130
Lineage: Eukaryota; Fungi; Basidiomycota; Agaricomycetes; Agaricales; Psathyrellaceae
Exons: 14
Coding region: 1-3552 (1183 amino acids)
Biological process (GO): siRNA processing
Cellular component (GO): nuclear RNA-directed RNA polymerase complex
Molecular function (GO): RNA-directed RNA polymerase activity
Source: RefSeq, a predicted model, not a curated record
AUGUCUGAGGAAUCUCUUACGACGCCUUUGAAGGGAAAGCAACCAGCUGUUGCUUCAUCCCCCGAAUCCCCAACACCCAUGAAGCAAACCAGGUCGAACGAUGCAACUUUUGGCUCACCCUUGCAGGGACGGCCAUAUCCGAAGCUUUUGUCUAUGGUUGCUGCCUCAUCCGUGUCGUCGAGCGCGAUCAGCUCGAUUUCAACCACGCUUGAGCUGCUGAGCAGCCCUGAGAAGACACGUCAACCGCCUCUUAGUCGUUCUGCUUUUGGGACUCCGUCGUCUUCUCGACCAACCAGAUCCUACACUAUCAGGGACACUGAUUCUGAAUACGAAAGCACUGACGUGGAGUCCGAUAUCAGUCCCCUUUCAUCUCGAGGGACUUCGAUGUCGACUAUUCCGUCAUCGAGUGAGAGUUCCCACUCGAUCGGCUCUUCGUACAAAGGCAAGGGCCCUGUAAUGCCCCUCUUUCCGGUUGAAAGUGCAUCCGCAUUUCUGAGGCGUCCCAACAUUCCCAACAGUAGCCCGCGUUUGCAAAAGCCUAUUCAAUCGAAAUCGAGCAACUCUCCUGCCAAACGACGCGCAGUUCCAUCUGUUGCAACUGUCACACCUGCCAUGACUCGAGUUGAAGAACUCGAGGUUGCCCUUUCCAAGCUCGCCAUCAGCGAUAAGCUUUUGGAGACGGAUAUCAAUUCGGACGUGACUGCGGUCCAGGAAUUUUUAUCGCUACCACUCGGUGAAGCACUGGAGCCGCAUUUCAUCGUCGAGUACAAUCCCGCUGUCUUGGAGCUGCUCGACAGAGCCAGAGUCGAAUGGGGUACGCAGUGGGAACUGGCUCGUGGUGUCUUGAAAGGGUCCUUCACUCUCGCUGUCCAAGCCCCGGCUUAUCGCUCGUAUAGGAAGGAGCUCGAUCGGGAGGAGAAGGCCACGCGCGAAGCUCCUGAACGUCGUUUGGGCUUGGGUGGGAGUUGGGAAGGCGUGGAGAACUGGCAUGGAGGACAAGUGCAACAGGUCGCUAGACUCGUCAAGUUGGAUAAGCGAGCUGGAUAUAGAGUAUCCCUCGAGCCAAUGGAGAACCGGAGAUCACAUCGCUUCGCGCGGUAUGUUGGAUCACGACAUAUUCUCCAGCUGAAGGUCUCCGACAAGCUUCUCAACUCACCCGAGGAGAAGGAAGAAAUUAUCGAAUUCCUUUCUCGGAAGUUUGUCCUUCUUGGAAGGGUCUUUGUACCCUUCCACACCAAGGAUGAGAGUGUCUACAUGGUAGAAACGAACGAGAACUACGAUCGCACCCCGCAAAAGUGGUGUGCGGACCAUCUUCGCCUUUCCUUUAUUCAAUUCAUGGAAUGGCAUAAUCCGAUGAUCUACAAUUUCAGACAGGCCAUCUCCAAGUUUGUAACUCGUUUUGCGCUUGGCUUGUCCAACUCGGUGCCAACCGUCGAGUUCGAACCAGAUUCGAUCUUCUUCAUCGACGAUAUCUAUUCUGCCGAUUGGCCUAAGGGCAAGCCAGGCGCCCCAGCAGAGAAGACUAUGACCGAUGGUUGUGGUUUCAUCAACCUCGCCGCCCUUCGCAUCAUCACCAAGCACAUGGGAUACGAGUAUCCGCCUACUGGCAUUCAGGGUCGUAUCGAUGGCGCGAAGGGUAUGUGGAUUCGUCACCCGACUGACGAAUCUCCUACUCCUCGCAUCUGGAUCCGAGCCUCCCAAAACAAAAUCAAAAACCCCUGCCUCGACCGUGCACACCGCAUCUUUGAGCUCCUCGGCCCCUCCCGACCCUAUAUAGGCAGCGCGCUCUCCCAGCAAACCGUCCUCAACUUCCACCACAAUGGGAUUACGGCGGAGACCCUAAUCCGCUUGUUUGAGGACGGUUUGAAAGAGGACGUUAUGCCCUUGUUGGACUGGAACAACAUGGUUGUGUUGUGGAACUCGGUGGCCAAGGCUGGGGGCUUGACCGGUGCGAGAAAUGCGAGGAUUGCAGCGAGUGCCAGUCGGGCGCUUGGGUUCCAGAGGGCGCAAUGGAAGCAUGAAGAUGUCGACGCGUCGGAAGACGACGAUGAUGAGGAUGCUGCGGAUUCUGGACCUGCCACAUAUACUGGGAGGAAUCCGUAUAGCGGCGCCCCUCUCGUCUUUCACGAAAAGAUCUGUGCUAUGCUUCAGGCUGGAUUCCGUCCUCAGGAAUGCAUGAUUCUGCAAGAGAACUUGAAGACGGCGAUCAAAACCACGAUUAACACCGCCAUUGAGAAAUAUAGGAUUCCUUUGAAGGAAUCUGUUUCUGCAUUCGUCAUUCCGGACCCGUUUGCUGUCGCUCCGAUGCGACAUCCUGCCGGGUCUGCUGUGACCGAUCCGCUUGGUGUCCUCAAGGAGGGUGAAAUUUAUUAUAGGUCUUCUCAGCCCAUGAAGGAUCCUGAGACGGAUCUGCCGUUCGAGGUUAUCACUGGGCCCGUGGUGGUCACGGCCGUCGAUGUUCCUGAAUUGGCCGGCUGGACGGAUGUAGUGAUAUUCUCCGCUCGCGGUAAGACCAACAGUCUUGCGAGCUUGCUGAGUGGCGGAGACAUGGACGGCGAUGUUGUCCAUAUAUUCAAGGAAUCCCCGCUCGUUGAACAUUUUGAGAACAAAUCUCUGUGCACUGCGCCGGACAAUCUUAUGGAUGACUUUGAAAGCGAGGUCGAGAAAGUAGUCGACUUCUGUAAGAGGAUGUUGACGAAGAGGCCGGAGGAAGCUGCAAAGGAGUAUCUCCGUGUCCUCCUUGGUAACCUCAAGUCGUCACGGACCGGUCUGUACUCUAUGUUCCACGACAAUGCGGUAGCCAACCUCGGCUAUGCGCACCCUGAAGCUAUCCGGCUCGCCUAUAUCUUCAACACCAUCUUGGACGCGACCUUCGAUCGGGAUCAGCGCCUUUACGGGCGGAAGCCAGACGCCUUUGGCGUUUUGAAGGAACUCAAAAUAGCUGGAAGGCGCAUCAAGGACGAAAUGUUCCAAAUAUUCAAUGAUCAAGUUGGGCCUCAGAACAAGGCUGUGAGGAAGGAUUCAGACCUUCUGGCGCCUUACAACACUGUCGCCGAUCUUGCUCGAAGACUCAAGCUCGAGAAUAAGUUAACAGGGCAACUGUUCGAAGAAGAACUUGAACGUGUGCGGCGGCAUGUUGAAGAGGCAGAGGUUCUUUUUGGCGCCCAGGUUGCCAAGCAGAUGUCCCAGGCGCAAUACCAGGAAUACAGCGACUCGCCUUCCAAGGCCAAAGCAUCCCGUGGUGCCAGCAACAAAUCUGACCAGGACGACAUCAUGUUGGCUGCGGCGCGGAAGCUCAGGGAGCCCAUCCCUAAUUCCAACGAGAUCAUCACGAACCUGGAGGAAGUCAAAGCGUCUUGCGCUUACAGCAUGGGUAAAACCGCUGGUUCUCAAUUUGCGUGGUCUGUUGCGUUUUCGACACUCCUCCAGAUCAAGGCAAAGGCGAGGAAUAUCAACUAUGCGGCUGUGUUGCAUGAGUUUGAUGAUGCGAAGAAUGUUUCGUCUGGUGCUGUUCGUGCGCUUAGCAAGGCGUCUGGUGAAGAGGUGUUUUGA